Symphalangus syndactylus (siamang) is the source of this 747-nucleotide messenger RNA. Its product is annotated as popy Class I histocompatibility antigen, A-1 alpha chain-like. NCBI's taxonomy places the organism in Eukaryota, Metazoa, Chordata, Mammalia, Primates, Hylobatidae. Gene Ontology annotation, cellular component: external side of plasma membrane. Gene Ontology annotation, biological process: antigen processing and presentation of endogenous peptide antigen via MHC class I via ER pathway, TAP-independent; antigen processing and presentation of endogenous peptide antigen via MHC class Ib; immune response. The record is from RefSeq and is a predicted model, not a curated record. Gene Ontology annotation, molecular function: peptide antigen binding; signaling receptor binding.
AAAGAGCGCUCCGGGCAGGAGGAGAAGGGUCAGGGCGAAGUCCCAGGUCCUCAGGCAUGACCUCAGCUCUCAGGGUCUCGGGUCCUGAGGGCGGUGUCUGGAUUGGGGAGGCCCGGCCUUGCGGAUUCCCCAUGCCCGGAGUUUCUUCUCCCUUUCGCAACCUAUGGGACUCAGACUAUCUGCAGAUCCCGAGGAUGGGGUCGUGGAGCCCCGAAUCCUCCUCCUGCUACUACUUGGGGGCCCUGGCCCUGACCGAGACCUGGGAGGGCUCCCACUCCUUGAGGUAUUUCAGCACCACCGUGUCCCGGCCCGGCCGCGGGGAGCCCCGCUUCAUCGCCGUGGGCUACGUGGACGACACGCAGUUCGUGCGGUUCGACAGCGAUGCCGCGAGUGCGAUGAUGGAGCCGCGAGCGCAGUGGGUGGAGCAGGAGGGGUCGGAGUAUUGGGACCGGGAGACACUGAGCGCCAAGGCCCACGCAGAGACUUUCCCAGGCAACUUGCGGACCCUGCUCCGCUACUACAACGAGAGCGAGGCCGGGUCUCACACCUUCCGGGAGAUGUUUGGCUGCGACGUGGAUCCAGAGGGCAGCUUCCUCCGCGGGUAUGAGCAGCAUGCCUAAGACUACAAGGAUUACCCCGCCCUGAACGAGGACCUGUGCUCCCGGACUGCGGCGGACACGGCGGCUGAGAUCACCGAGCCCUAGGAGGAGGUCGAAGAGACAGAGCAAUCCAGGGCCUACCUAGAGG